Messenger RNA from Malania oleifera, 1832 nucleotides. RefSeq lists its product as uncharacterized. The transcript has a single exon. The record is from RefSeq and is a predicted model, not a curated record. The coding region runs from base 880 to 1701 and encodes 273 amino acids. NCBI's taxonomy places the organism in Eukaryota, Viridiplantae, Streptophyta, Magnoliopsida, Santalales, Ximeniaceae.
UCUUUUGGCAAUGGGUUUUGUCCAACAUUGACAAAUCGUCAGGUAAGAUGUUUAUAGCAUUGGUAUACUGCUAUUGGAGUUGCAGAGAAAUGGCGGAGGAAGAAAAAUAAUAUAAUAAAUUUUUUUUCUUUUUCUGUUCUGGGUUUGUUUAUUUUUAACAUUGAAAGUUGGAAGGAAAGUGCCAUGUGGUGAGCUCAGAGGUCUGCACAUGGUUUCUCCCAUUUCCAAAGCUGUGAGGCUGUAAAUCGAUACAGGAAAAACAGGUGUUUGGGGUUUUUCAAGAGAAUCAGUUGCAGAGAAAAACCAGCUGAUUGGUGCUAGCAAAUGAAAUCCUAGUUUAUUACAAGUUGGGAACCGUGAGCCUGUGAUGUGGGAAACAACAUGGUAAUUUACUUUCAGUGCAGCCCUUUUUUUAAAAAACAGUAGCCCUUUUAUCUCAUCUUAAUUUGCUUCUGCUUGCCAAACCAGUUCAGGUUUAUCUGUAUUACCUCAAAUCCCUAAAAGCAAACUUGCCUUCUUCUUCAUGUCAUUUUAUAAUACUUUAUAUGAUCUGCGUUUUGAAUCUACAUAUAUAUACUAAAUGAACCUUUCCCUUUUCGUCUAUGUGUGUUUUCUGAAAGAUUGAAGCUUGAAAUUGUCUUCUUCUUUUGGUCUCUAUAAAAACCCUAUGAUCCCAUAUCUUUCUUCAUUUUUCCCUUAUCCAGAGCCAUCACCAUAGUCUCCCAAAAGCUAUUACUGCAUAUUAGAGCAAACUAAAAGGUGAACAGCUCUUCUGCUGCUUCUGUUUCAUCAGAUUUCCUUUCAACCAUAACCAUAUUUUCCUUCUAUUUUCAUUCUUCUGAUUUUUUUUAUCUUUAGAAAGACACAGUUGAGUAUCAAAUGUCUUAUUCUUUGUGUUUCUCCAGAAACUCACUACCAUGGAUUGCUGCUGUUGUACCGUUUAUGGUUGUUUCUGGUGCCUUAGGUUUCGGGUUCUUAUCCAUCCUCCUCACUUCCUCAGUUUUAAUUUUCUCUAUUCUCCUUGCACUCUCAAAGCAAAAACCUGAGCUGAUGGAGGAAUCAGUGAAGGAAGAGUUUCCAAUAUCGGACCGGGAGAGUUUACCCGAAAUGGAGGAAGUUCCCUCAAAGCAGCAGCCUGAAAGUAAUAGUGUUAAACAGGAGGAGUCUGCCCAAGAGGAAGUAGGACCUCAGAUUCAUGAGUUCAUAGUCAGAUCACCAGAUAUGGAAGAAGAUCUACCAAAGCAACAGCCUGGAAGCGAGUGUGUUAUACAAAAGAAGUAUGCCCAAGAAGCAGCAGAGGGCCAGAGUCAAGACUACACAAGCAGAUCCUCCGAUUUGUUGUCGGAAAGCGAGGGCCAGGAUCGCUCUUCGACAAGUGAGGAUUCUGAAUUAGAGUGGCCAUUCCGGGACAAUGCGGUUCAAAGCCCUGAAUUCUCUGAUGGGUCGAUUUCGGACGAGGACAGCCUCAUUGAAAUUGCCCUGCCAAGUGGGCAUUACCUUGUCCCAAAAGAAGAAGAGGAAGAAGCACAGUUCAACUUCCAGCAGAAACUGCCUAGUUUCUCGCCAGCGUCUAUUUUUCAGCAGCAGAGUCUAUUGGAGUUAUUAUCAGAGGUUAAUGAGAUGAAUGAGGAAGAAAACUUGAUUGAGAUUGACAUAUCAAUGGGCUCCAUCAAGUGUUCAAGGUUUGAGAUUGAAGCUUAAGUUGAUUGUUUCAAGGAUUAAUUAAUUUUCUAGCUACUUACAGUUUUUGAUCCAUUUGGAUUUGGUGUUGGGACUUCUGUACCUCUUCCUCUAAUGUGUGUACCACUUCCUCCAAUGUGUGAUAAUGUUAC